UUAAUUUAAUUUUAUUUGUAUUUCUCUGUUAUCGAAUGAAGGUCGAAUUUACUGCUAAUAAAAAAAUUUGCUAUUCUCGAACUACUCGCAAUCGCAAUUACCAUUAAAAAUAAUUUAUCAAUUAAGCACUGACUCGAAAAACACCUGCCUAAAAGUUUCCUCAACCUUUUUUUUAUUUUCUUUCAAUUUUUAUUUUUUUUCGUUAGACCAUUGCGUCUUUGUUUUUCACCGAGAGAAUCAUGGUUUCCUAUUUCCUUCCGCGUGGGAGAUUUCUCAUAAAAGCUGGAAAUCUUCGAGAAGCUCAAAAACAAACCAAAUGGCCAGUGCGCUGGACAUUCCGUCGUACGUUGACGACAAAACCCCAAGACAGCAAAGUCGACUCGCUGAUAAGCGGGACAAAGAUCCAACAGAAGUCCAGCGCCACAAUCGCGACGAACAAAGAGAGCUCACUGAAAAGACUGCGUAAUCCUUGGUUCAGCUGGAGCGGACUGUUGCUGCGAUGGGCGCCGAUGGGAUUUUGCGUAUUUGGAGCCAUCGAAUGGCAAUGGCAUCGCAAUAAAGUACAAAAAGAGAACCUGCCCAGAACUGCGUCGGACUUCCAGACGAAGGUGUAUUGCUCGCUUCCAUUGCGUAUCAUCAGUCGCUGCUGGGGAUGGCUGGCGAGUUGCUACAUUCCCACCAACCUGCGUCCAUUUGUCUACGGUUGGUACUCGAAUAGUUUUGGUGUGAACUUGGAAGAGGCUCUGCAUUCGGAUCUCACGCACUAUGAAAGUUUAGCGGAGUUCUUCACACGGCCGUUGAAGGAGGGAGCGCGUGUGGUGGAUCCUCAUUGUGCCUUGGUGUCUCCGGCCGACGGAAAGGUCCUGCACUUUAGCACGGCUUCAGAGUCCGUGGUGGAGCAGGUGAAGGGAAUCAACUACCGAAUCGACUCAUUCCUCGGGCCAAACAGCUGGGUCAAGAGCAAAGACAGCUCUGUUGCCGCCGACUAUGCUGAGGCCAUCCGUAUGAACAAAAACGAGCAGACGGCGAUCUUCCAGUGCGUGAUAUAUCUGGCUCCAGGAGACUACCACCGCUUCCACUCGCCCGCCGACUGGGAACCCCAGAUCCGUCGCCACUUCACUGGCGAACUGCUAUCAGUCAGUCCCAAGAUAGCCACCUGGCUGCCUGGGCUUUUCUGUGUCAACGAGAGAGCUCUGUACAUUGGCAAAUGGCUACACGGAUUCUUCAGCUUCACCGCUGUUGGAGCCACGAACGUCGGAUCGGUGAAGAUCUACGUCGACGAGCAACUGAAGACCAACCGCUGGGUCGGCCUGAAGGUCGGUUCGCACAAGACUUGCUCCGAGUUUGAGGAACUCCAGCUGCCAGAAGGCACCAAGCUAGGCAAGGGAGACCUGCUCGGACAAUUCAACAUGGGCAGCACAGUUGUGUUGCUGUUCGAAGCACCCAAGGACUUCAAGUUCCACAUAAAAGAGGGACAAACAAUUCGCAUGGGAGAACCUCUCGGCUAUGUGCAGAAGAAGUAACCACCUCCUCCGUCAACGUCUGGCGUUUUGUGUGGAAAUGCAUCAAUAUUUCCAGAAGAUUAAUCCUUAGGCCAUUCUGAAGCUGUUUGGUUUGUCCACUCUAAGAGUCGACCACACUCGCCACAGCGCAUUAGAAUGCUGCAUGUAUUUUUUUACUUGUGCUUUGUAUUUCUCUAGUUUGUAAGGUACAAAGAAAAUUGUUGUUGUUGUACAUUUUUCGUGAUACUAGAUAGAUUUCAAAACGUUUCUAUUUUAUUUUAUUUUUUGAAUAUUUCGAGAAGAAAAAACGAAACAAACGCUGAUAAAACUUCCAGUGUAAGUCUCAUUCGAGUAUUUUUCCUUAAUUUUGUUAUCAAAUAGAAAUUAUUUAUUAUUAUUUUAUUUUAUAAUCUUUUUCGCUUAUUAUUUGGAAUAAAUUUUGUUUUGAUGAUUUAAAAAUGUA
Molecule: messenger RNA, 1965 nt
Organism: Eupeodes corollae
Lineage: Eukaryota; Metazoa; Arthropoda; Insecta; Diptera; Syrphidae
Gene: Pisd
Product: phosphatidylserine decarboxylase proenzyme, mitochondrial
Exons: 1
Coding region: 240-1523 (427 amino acids)
Biological process (GO): phosphatidylethanolamine biosynthetic process
Cellular component (GO): mitochondrion
Molecular function (GO): phosphatidylserine decarboxylase activity
Source: RefSeq, a predicted model, not a curated record